AUGCUCAGGCACAUGGCCCUUGCGGCAUUGGCCUCUACGGCCUUUGCCCAGACGACGCAAGAUCUCAAUGCCACGCUCAGCGGUAUUCCCGAGCUGUCCAACCUGACGACGUACUUGGGCGCGCUCCCAGACGUCUUGAGCUCGCUAUCGGGCGCCAGCAAUAUCACCAUUCUGGCUCCGAACAACGAUGCCUUCGACCAAUUGAUGAACACCUCCCUCGGCGCGGCGUUGACGCAGGACCCCGGCCUGAUCCAGGCUGUACUCACCUACCACGUACUUGACGGCACGUACAGUUCCAGCCAGAUCACUGAGGAUAGUCGAUUCAUCCCCACGCUUCUGACGGACACUGCGUAUGCCAAUGUCACCGGCGGUCAGCGGGUUGAGGUCGAGGAAGAGGACGACAAUGUUGUCUUCUACUCGGGUCUGCGGCAGAACGCGACUGUAACACGGGCUAACGUAAACUUCACCGGCGGUACCAUCCACAUCAUCGACAGCCUCCUCACACUGCCCGCAAACGUCAGCUCCACGGCGCUGGCGGCCAACCUCACGGCCUUCGUGGGCGCGCUGACCAACGCCAGCCUGGUCGACACAGUCGACACGACGCCCGACGUGACCGUCUUCGCGCCCGUCAACCAGGCCUUCGCGGCCAUCGGCCCCGUGCUGGCCAACGCGUCGACGGACGAUCUGGCCAACGUGCUCAGCUACCACGUCGUCAGCGGCACCGUCGCGUAUCCGGACGUGAUCCGGUCGGAAACUAACGGCAGCAACCAGACGGGCGGCGGCGCUGUCCUCACGGCGCUCAACGGCGCCGAGCUGACCGUCCGCGUGCUGGACGACGGCGACGUCUUCGUCAACGGCGCGAGGGUGGUUGUUGCGGAUUUGCUGGUGGCGAAUGGCGUGGUGCAUGUUGUUGACAACGUCCUCAACCCCUCCAACUCCACCGCCACACCACCAUCCAGCAACGACAACGACAACGACGACGACGACGACGACGACGACGACGACGACGACGACGACAGCGGAGCCGUCCAAUUCUCCGCCUCUGCAACCGCCACCGACGCCGCCGUCCCGUUCACGUCUGACGCGCCCACGCCGACUACGACCAUCGACGCUGUUGCUACUGCUGCUACUACUGCUGCUACUACCAGUGGUGAUGGAUCGGGUGGUGCUGACAGUACUACCGGGGCGAGUGCGAGCGCGACUGGUGCGGCAGGUACUGUCGGUGUGGGUGCGGUGGCGGUCGGAUUGGGAUUGGGGCUGGGUGGGGUUUUUGUGGUGGUUUUGUGA
This is a messenger RNA of Diplodia corticola, 1287 nucleotides long. RefSeq names its product fasciclin domain-containing protein. The record is from RefSeq and is a predicted model, not a curated record. The transcript is spliced from 3 exons. Gene Ontology annotation, cellular component: fungal-type vacuole membrane. NCBI's taxonomy places the organism in Eukaryota, Fungi, Ascomycota, Dothideomycetes, Botryosphaeriales, Botryosphaeriaceae. Gene Ontology annotation, biological process: macroautophagy. The coding region runs from base 1 to 1287 and encodes 428 amino acids.